Messenger RNA from Leptopilina heterotoma, 1289 nucleotides. Its product is annotated as E3 ubiquitin-protein ligase SIAH1A-like. Gene Ontology annotation, cellular component: cytoplasm. Gene Ontology annotation, biological process: multicellular organism development; proteasome-mediated ubiquitin-dependent protein catabolic process. Lineage: Eukaryota; Metazoa; Arthropoda; Insecta; Hymenoptera; Figitidae. Bases 152 to 1009 code for a protein of 285 amino acids. The transcript has 5 exons. The record is from RefSeq and is a predicted model, not a curated record. Gene Ontology annotation, molecular function: ubiquitin conjugating enzyme binding; ubiquitin protein ligase activity.
GCAUUACGCAUGCUUUGUGUUGUCGUUUUAUAAACAAAGGAUUGUUUUGUUCAUUUUUGCAUUUAAUUUCUCUUUAAUGAUAUUAAAUCAAUCACAAUAAACAAGAGUGCAAAUAGAAAAGUGCACAUUUUUAUUGUAUUUUUAAGCAAUUAUGGAAGAAUUAAGAGUAAAGUGGUGCAAUGAUUUAGAAGAAAUCCUCCAGUGUCCUGUUUGUUUCGAAAGACCUGUAAAACCAAUAUAUCAAUGCAACUAUGGACAUCAUAUUUGUUCCGUUUGCAAAAGAAAAAUUACAAUUUGUCCCAUGUGUCAAAAAACGUAUAAUGGAUCAAGAAGUUAUUUGGCUGAAGAUUUAACUUUGAAGUUGGAUGAAAUUAAAAAUUCACUCCUCACGCCUCCGAAGGAAAUACAACUUAUUACAAUUUCAACGCAAACUGACAACGUUGAAAUAAUAGAAAAAAAAGAAGAAGAAACUGUAAAGGAAGUGAAAUUAUCACAACCUUCAGCAGCAAAAGGAUCAUUUCCUUGUCGAUUGGCAAAAUGUACUUUUCAAGGUCCUCAUAGCCGAAUUCUCAAUCAUUUGAAUUAUUUCCAUAAAGACAGAUUAGUUGAGACUGAAAGUUCAAGUGGAAAGGAAUAUUCCCGUCAAUGGGAAAUGGAUCAUCUUUCAAAUAUUGUUUUCGAUUUGGCAUUUUUCAUUCAAAAAAUGGGAAUUUUCUUUUUAAUAACGACUAUUAAUGGUGCUGGAGAUUUCACCGGAAAUGUUCAAAUGGUGCACAAUAAUAAUACGGCUCACGAAUUUAAAUACAAAUUGGAAAUUACAGGAAAUGGAAGAUCUUGCUCAUUCGAAGGAUUUCCUCGUUCUUGUAGAACGCUCGAGGAAACAACAUUUAAAAAUAGUCUUCACAUUGCAUCUCAAGAUAUUCAAAGAAUAGUAUGUAAUAAAAACAAAUUUACCUGUAUUUUUACAUUGACACGUAAUGAACCAAAAACUGCCAAUAGCGCCAACUGACUUAAGAAAACAGAGAUUAUUUAUUUUUUUCAAUUUCUUUCCUUUUUUUUAAUACUUAAGAAAAAUGUUAAUAACCAUUAUAAAAAUUCAUGGUUUUCGUUCUAUUUUUAUUCUUUAAUGAUUCUUUGUUCCUUUAAAUUUAAAAUGUUGACUAUUACAAUUAAUUGAUAUUUUAAUUGUUCUCAAGAAAAAAAGUUUUAUUGUUUAAACAAAUUUCAAAAAACUAUGGAAAUUUUAUACGAAAGUGUGUGAUAAAAUAAAUUUUUUUAAGAAAACGAUA